Mycena indigotica is the source of this 537-nucleotide messenger RNA. RefSeq names its product ML domain-containing protein. The transcript is spliced from 5 exons. Gene Ontology annotation, molecular function: sterol binding. Gene Ontology annotation, biological process: intracellular sterol transport. Bases 19 to 537 code for a protein of 172 amino acids. NCBI's taxonomy places the organism in Eukaryota, Fungi, Basidiomycota, Agaricomycetes, Agaricales, Mycenaceae. The record is from RefSeq and is a predicted model, not a curated record.
CACCUCCUCUUAACCACCAUGUUACGACGCUCGCUCGCCAUCGUGCUUUUCGCCAGCCUUGCGGCUCUCGCUACCGCGCUACCAGAGCUGCAACUACCUCUCGGAAAUGUCAGGACCGCGCCAGACAGCUGGGAAUACACGGACUGCGGAGAGGAGUCGGAUGCGGUCCAGAUACGGUCUAUCACAGUAUCCCCCGACCCGCCGAAGAUUGGGUCCGACCUCACGGUCACCAUCGUUGCCGACGUGAAGGAGACUAUCGAGGAGGGCGCGACGGCGGAUGUUCUCGUCAAGGUCGGCCGUAUCAAGCUGUUGGAGCAAACAUUUGACCUCUGCGAAGAAGCUCGUAAAGCCAAUGCCUCCAUCUCCUGUCCGGUCGAGCCCGGGCUCCACACUAUCGAGCAGACAGUGACGUUGCCGAAGGAGGUGCCCAAAUUGAAAUAUGUUAUAAGUGUGCGGGGCUUCACUGUCGAGGAGGACAGUAUGGCGUGUGUGGACCUGACGGUGCAAUUCCGGCCCUUCUUCCAGUUCUGGGAGUAA